AUGGACGCUUCGUGGAACGUAACUCGAGAGGGCGAGCCGAUAUCGGUCCCAAGCGAUACCGUCGCAUUCGAGAUGUGGCAUGUGGCUAUAGGAGUCAAUGCUCGAGGGCCGUGGCCAUGGCUGGCGACAUCCCACAACGGUGCGCUUGCUUUCCGAUCGGAAGCCUGCAUCGGUCUUGUGAGGAGAUCUGAGUUGGUCGCUGUCGCAAAAGAUCUAGGCCGGGCCGCCAAGAUUACGGAGCCGGGGGGCCGGCAGAGGUCGACGGUAGACCGGUUCCGUCAGGUGGCGGACAGUCAAUGGGCCCGCUGUCACCGUAAACAGCGAGGUGAUGAGAUCAUCGACGCAACGGACGCGCUCGUCUCUCUUCCAAGCGCCCCA
Iphiclides podalirius (scarce swallowtail) is the source of this 378-nucleotide messenger RNA. NCBI's taxonomy places the organism in Eukaryota, Metazoa, Arthropoda, Insecta, Lepidoptera, Papilionidae. The record is from the annotation of a GenBank genome assembly.